UUCCCCAAGUUUCCACUUCAAACAACCACCCAAAACGCCUGUCUUCCCUCUCGACAAGAGCCCGUUGCUCGACGUUUGGUGCCUCCGACCCGUUCCUGCCGUUACCGUUCAGCUUCAUCGUCUCCGAAAACCGUCGCCGAGAUGUCGUCCAUGGGCAAGAUGAUUCGCCGAAAGAAGAAUGUCAAGAAGGGUAUUCAGUUUUGUCUGAUGGUCUGCGGUGCUUCAGGCACUGGCCGUACCACCUUUGUCAACACCCUCUGUGGAAAGAGCGUGUUGGACCACAAGGAGUCCGACGAUGCUGGCAGCGCGCACGUUGAGGACGGCGUCAAGAUCAAGCCCAUCACUGUUGAGCUCGAGCUUGACGAGGAGGGCACCCGCAUCUCUCUGACCAUUGUUGAUACCCCCGGCUUCGGCGACCAGAUCGACAACGAGGCCAGCUUCUCAGAGAUCGUCGGCUACCUCGAGAGGCAAUACGACGACAUUCUUGCCGAGGAGUCCCGUAUCAAGCGUAACCCUCGCUUCAGGGACAACCGAGUCCAUGCUAUGCUCUACUUCAUCACCCCCACUGGCCAUGGUCUCCGAGAACUCGACAUCGAGCUCAUGAAGCGCCUUGCCCCCCGUGUCAACGUCAUCCCCGUCAUUGGUCGCGCCGAUUCGCUCACCCCCGCUGAGCUCGCCGAGUCCAAGAAGCUGGUUAUGGAGGACAUUGAGCACUACCGCAUCCCUGUCUACAACUUCCCCUACGAUAUCGAGGAGGAUGACGAGGACACCGUCGAGGAGAACGCUGAGCUUCGUGGACUCAUGCCUUUCGCCAUUGUUGGUUCCGAGGAGGUUGUUGAGAUUGGUGGCCGCAAGGUUCGCGCCCGCCACUACCCCUGGGGUGUUGUCGAGGUCGACAACCCUCGUCACUCCGACUUCCUGGCCAUUCGAUCUGCGCUUCUCCACAGCCACCUGGCUGAUCUCAAGGAAAUCACCCACGACUUCCUGUACGAGAACUACCGUACCGAGAAGCUGUCUAAGAGCGUCGAGGGCGCUGCCGGAAACGCUGACAGCUCAAUGAACCCCGAGGACCUUGCCUCGCAGUCCGUCCGCCUCAAGGAGGAGCAGCUCCGACGAGAGGAGGAGAAGCUGCGCGAGAUCGAGCUCAAGGUGCAGCGCGAGAUCAACGAGAAGCGACAGGAGCUGCUGGCCCGCGAGUCCCAGCUCCGCGAGAUCGAGGCGCGCAUGCAACGAGAGGCGGCUGCUCAGGCCUCCGGCACGCCCGAGCCCAACGGCGAGGAGCCUACCAACUAG
Messenger RNA from Fusarium falciforme, 1293 nucleotides. Its product is annotated as Septin-type G domain-containing protein. NCBI's taxonomy places the organism in Eukaryota, Fungi, Ascomycota, Sordariomycetes, Hypocreales, Nectriaceae. The transcript has 7 exons. The record is from RefSeq and is a predicted model, not a curated record. Gene Ontology annotation, molecular function: molecular adaptor activity; GTP binding; GTPase activity. Gene Ontology annotation, biological process: cytoskeleton-dependent cytokinesis. Gene Ontology annotation, cellular component: cytosol; septin ring; cell division site. The coding region runs from base 142 to 1293 and encodes 383 amino acids.